AUGCAGUUACUCAUUUCCCAUCUACUAACUCCAACCUUCUUCCUUCUUCCUCUUCUCUGCAUCCUCACCGUAACCCAUCUCCCUCAACCUUCUCCAUUCCCAAACCAGAACAACAACAACCCAUUCCACCGGCAACAUCAUAUCCCUUCAUCCACCAAUCGCCCUUUAUCUUCUCCUCCCUGCUAUCACACUGCAUCAUCGUAUCCACCAACAGUAACCAUCACUUUCAUCUUCGACCCAAACUACCCUGUUCCGCUAGCAAUCCGUCACCGUCAAAAUACCGAUUCCGCAAGCGAUUCCCGUCAAACAGCACCAACAACUCCCAUGACCAACUUGCUUGCAGCUUCUCUCCGUCUCGCCGUGAAUGUUUAA
Messenger RNA from Vicia faba (fava bean), 372 nucleotides. NCBI's taxonomy places the organism in Eukaryota, Viridiplantae, Streptophyta, Magnoliopsida, Fabales, Fabaceae. The record is from the annotation of a GenBank genome assembly.